Asparagus officinalis (garden asparagus) is the source of this 805-nucleotide messenger RNA. Its product is annotated as protein FAR1-RELATED SEQUENCE 3-like. Gene Ontology annotation, molecular function: zinc ion binding. The record is from RefSeq and is a predicted model, not a curated record. The transcript is spliced from 3 exons. The coding region runs from base 12 to 761 and encodes 249 amino acids. NCBI's taxonomy places the organism in Eukaryota, Viridiplantae, Streptophyta, Magnoliopsida, Asparagales, Asparagaceae.
AACCUAGUUUAAUGUAUAACAUUGAGCUGGUAAAAGAAAAUAAAAGAGAAAGUACUUUCCAAUUGAAUUUUUGUGGUCAUGAUGAAAGAUUGAGACAUAUUAUAUAUUGCAAAACAACUAAAAUGGUCCGUUGUUCGUGUCUCAUGUUUGAAUUCAAGGGCAUUCCAUGCCGACAUAUCUUGGCAUAUCUUAAAAUUACCAAUCAUAGUGAGUUACCGGAGCAAUAUAUUCUAAGAAGAUGGUGCCGAAAUGUCAGAAAAAAGGUUGUUCUUAGAGAUGGUAAUAUUAUUGGAGAUAAUGCCACAAUUAAUUUUGCUUCUCGUUUUAGUGAACUAAAUUGCUUAGCCAAUGAAAUGGUUGAAGAGGGGCUAUCUUCUAAUGAUGCAUAUGAAUUAAUGCGUGCAAUGAUGAUGUAUGCUAUUAAUAAGGUGCAACAUUUGAAACUCAUCAAUGAUGAAGAAAUUGGACAAUAUGUGGAAGGACAAUAUAUGAAUGCGGAGUGCUCUCAAGAUAUGGUUCAUGAACCAAGUCAAGCAAGAACAAAAGGAAGGCCUAAGGGGAAGAGGUUAAAGCCAUCGAGAGAGAUCCGCAAAUGUCGGCCUAGGAAAUGCAAAUUGUGUGGAAAGAGAGGACAAAAUCAUUAUAGCAGAAAUUGCCCUCUAAAGUUGUCAAGUGAUUCAAUGGAACAAGAUAAUAUUGAUGAAGCCACUGAUGAUUUAGAAGAUUCCUGUGAGGAAGAUGAAGUUCUCACUAUUGAGUGAAGUUUGAUCAAGGUUGGCAGAGCAAAUCUAUAAAAUUAAACAGG